Aspergillus novofumigatus IBT 16806 is the source of this 1746-nucleotide messenger RNA. Its product is annotated as FAD/NAD(P)-binding domain-containing protein. The record is from RefSeq and is a predicted model, not a curated record. Gene Ontology annotation, molecular function: flavin adenine dinucleotide binding; NADP binding; N,N-dimethylaniline monooxygenase activity. Bases 26 to 1636 code for a protein of 536 amino acids. The transcript is spliced from 4 exons. NCBI's taxonomy places the organism in Eukaryota, Fungi, Ascomycota, Eurotiomycetes, Eurotiales, Aspergillaceae.
CUUGAAUUCUAUCACAGAGAUUAACAUGACAAUAAAAGUUGCAAUUGUCGGAGCCGGCAUAUCGGGCCUUGCCACAGCAAAGCAAAGCCUCGCGGAAGGAUUCUCAGUGACUGUUUUCGAAGCCCGCGACAACAUCGGCGGCCAGUGGUACUAUGAAGAACCCGACCCUGCCACCAGCGAGGCCCAGUCCUCCAUGUACGAGGGCGCCAUUUCCAACACGUGCCGCGACACGUCGAGUUUUAGUGAUUUCCCCAUGGAUCCAGCGCGAUACCCGGAUUUCUGCGGCCAUCGGGCUUUCCUGCAGUAUCUCCAUGAAUAUACGGAUCACUUUGGGCUCAAGCAGCACAUCCUGUUCAAGACCAAAGUUGUUUCAUGUCAGCAGGUGGAAGACAACCGGUGGAAGAUCAAAUACACAACAGAACACGAAGAGCCAAGGGAAACAGUCUACGACGCUCUUUUGGUAUGCUCGGGCAAGAGCACCAAACCACACAUCCCAGCGUUCAAGGGGAUGGAAGUGUUUCAGGGGCGCAUCUUCCACAGUCAUAUCUAUCGCCGACCAGAAGGGUUCAGUGGGAAGAGAGUCGCGAUUAUCGGAUUCGGUAAUUCUGCUGCCGACAUUGCGUCCGAACUCUGCGGGCAGACGGAGGAAUGCCACCUUGUGACGAGAAGAGGAGGGUGGGUGUUCCCACGGUAUAUAUUCGGCAAGUCGAUACAUGCAUGGAAUAGCCGGUUCUCGCAAUCGGUGCUCCCGGCAUCCAUCUCGAAAUGGAGCCUGACAACGCUCGUCCAGCUCGUAGAGGGGAAACUGCCACCUGAACUGCAACCGGAGCACGAUAUUCUCGGAGCGAAUCCUGCAGUCCAUUCGACGCUGAUCGAGAAUAUCAAAGUGGGACGAAUCACCCCUCACCGCGCCAGCGUGGGAGAGAUCACGGCCACAGGAUUGUCCCUGACGAAUGGAGAGACAAUCGACAAUCUGGACGCAAUCAUCCUCUGUACCGGAUAUGAUAUUGACUACCCAUUUAUCUCCGAAGACUGCUAUCGCUCCAAACACAGCAAGUUCAUGGACUCACCAAACUCGGUGCAUCUAUACCGACUGACGACUCCUCCUCAUGUCCGCAAUCUAUUUAUCAUGGGCGUGUUUCAACUACCCGGGCCGAUUCAGCCCGCCGUGGAAUUGCAAGCGCGAUGGGUCACUGCCAUUUUAACGGGGAGGAUCAAGCUCCCACCCGCUGAAAGGAUGUCCGAAUUGAUCGCAUCUGAAGAGGAGGAACGGCGCAGACAGUGGAUCCAAUCCGACCGACACACCGUCUCUGCCCACUUCCUCCCAUACUGUGACUCGCUAGCCAACGAUCUCGGCGCAGCGCCGACCUUCGGAUGCCUCCUCUCGCGAAUCUUCACCUCGAAUCCAAUCCGUGCGAUGACCAUUCUCCACGCGGUGUAUUUCGGGAUGUGCUCGAGUGCGCAAUAUCGGCUCUUCGGGGACGGGAGCAAGCCCGAACUCGCGACGGCUACCAUUCUCAGGCUUGCGAGAGGCGCAAAGGAAUUGAAUGAGGAGGAAAGGAUUGCUUUGACUAAGAGCGAGGAUAUUUUCCAUGUUGAUAAUAUCAUUGUGGAUAAUGUGAAGGAUGCAAAGUGAGUCUAUGACUUGAAGCCCUAUAUAAGCUAUUAGAUUUAGGCCGGCGUAUGUAUUUAGUAUAAUGUACGGUAGGAAAUGGCCUUGAAAGGAAUCAAUAAGCAAAAGCCGAG